AUGGUACUUGCUACUACUCACAAACUCGAAGAUCAGCCAAAGAUGAACCGGGAAAAAUUAAAGAACUUUUUAUUCAAACGUGUACCAAUACUGUCUUGGUUGCCCAAGUAUGACUCUGAGAAAGCCGUAAGCGACGCUAUUGCUGGGAUAACUGUCGGGCUUACUGUCAUGCCUCAAGGAUUGGCUUAUGCUACUUUAGCAGGACUGGAACCUCAGUAUGGAUUAUAUUCAGCGUUCAUGGGAGCAAUAGUUUAUGUCAUCUUCGGGUCUUGCAAGGACAUCACAAUAGGACCGACCGCGUUGAUGGCUAUUAUGACCCACGAGUAUGUCCAAGGAAAGAGUGCUGACUUUGCAGUGCUCUUGGCAUUUUUAGCUGGAUGUAUUCAGUUAGUGAUGGCGUGUCUUCAUCUGGAUGUCUUGAUUGAUUUCAUAUCGAUCCCCGUGACAGUGGGCUUUACAUCUGCGACUUCAGUUAUCAUAGUCGCGUCUCAAUUAAAAGGAAUUCUUGGAUUAAAAAUCACGUCUUCUGGAUUCAUCGAUACUCUCCAUAAAGUAUUUAGCAAUAUUGGAGACACCAACCCGUGGGACGCUGGGAUGAGUUUCAUUUGCAUAUUUUUUCUCGUGCUCUUAAGAAAAAUGAAAGACAUAAAAUGGUGCUCAAGAGUGGAAAAACCGUCAAAAGAAAGAAAGAUUCUCGCGAAAGUAAUCUGGCUGGUAUCAACAGCUAGGAAUGCUAUUGUAGUUGUUAUUUGUUCAACAAUAGCUUACAAAAUGAAUUCAACAGAAUCUGGUUCUCCGUUUGUCCUCACUGGACCUGUGAAAUCAGGCCUGCCGUCCUUCAGCUUGCCUCCGUUCUCAACACGGAUGAAUGACCAAAAUUUAAAUUUCAUCGACAUGUGCACUGAAUUGGGUCCGGCGAUAUUUCUCGUGCCUAUAAUUGGCGUCCUUGGAAACGUAGCCAUCGCGAAAGCCUUUGCUAAUGGAGCUAGUGUCGACGCAACUCAAGAACUCUUGACUCUUGGCUUGUGCAAUGUUUUGGGAUCAUGUGCUAGCGCUAUGCCGGUCACUGGUUCUUUCAGCAGGUCCGCUGUUAACCAUGCCAGUGGUGUUAAAACUCCAAUGGCUGGGCUUUAUACUGCGUCCUUAGCAGCAGUAAUUAUUUCUGCAGUGAUAUACAUGAUUGAAUACGAAGUAGUGAAACUUAUGUGGAAGUCAAGCAAAAAAGAUUUGAUCCCAAUGUUUGCAACUUUCUUCCUUUGUCUUGUUAUUGGAGUUGAGUAUGGAAUUUUAGUUGGCGUAGGAAUAAAUCUUAUGUUUUUACUGUACCCAUCAGCUCGUCCAACUAUUCAUGUAGAGAAAUGCGUCACCGACUCUGGAACGGAUUAUCUCCUGGUGAUACCUGGCAACAGUCUCUACUUUCCUGCAGUAGACUUUAUAAAACAAUUCGUGGAUCAUGCAGGAAUACGGGAGGGUUCGAGUCAAUUGCCAGUGGUCGUCGAUUGCAGAUACGUAUUAGGAGCAGACUUUACAGCUGCAAAAGGAAUUGCUGCAUUAAUCGGGGAAUUUAAUACCCGAAAGCAGGGCCUUUAUUUCUUCAAUCCCCGGUCAGAUGUUGUUGCCGUCCUUCGAGGAGCUUGUGGUGAAGAUUUUCAGCAUGUCUCCACUCAAGAAGAAUUGUCGUACUUACUGUAUCGCAGUCAAGACAAAACCUCGCGACCUUUAUCCGGGACGAUAAGACGAGAGCUCUCAUGUGAAGCUUCCUCAAAUUCAAGUGUCGAAUUGACUCACCGAACAACCCACACGAAUUACCACGAGCUCAACGAGGUGAGAGCUACUUUGUUGCCCGCAACAGUCAGCUAA
Molecule: messenger RNA, 1860 nt
Organism: Cotesia congregata
Lineage: Eukaryota; Metazoa; Arthropoda; Insecta; Hymenoptera; Braconidae
Source: the annotation of a GenBank genome assembly